Molecule: messenger RNA, 2777 nt
Organism: Pan troglodytes (chimpanzee)
Lineage: Eukaryota; Metazoa; Chordata; Mammalia; Primates; Hominidae
Gene: CPT1C
Product: carnitine palmitoyltransferase 1C
Exons: 19
Coding region: 240-2651 (803 amino acids)
Biological process (GO): fatty acid metabolic process; carnitine metabolic process
Cellular component (GO): mitochondrion
Molecular function (GO): carnitine O-palmitoyltransferase activity
Source: RefSeq, a predicted model, not a curated record
GAAUACCCGGCUAGGGACACGAGAGACAGGAAUCGGGGUUUCUGGGUGACGGUGAUCUCGGGGUGGGCAGGACUCCAAAGGCCCGUCGACCCGGUGGUGGACUCCUUGCACUGGGAUUGGACAUAUGCAAGCGGGAGAUUUGGGGCCGGCGCUCAAAAUCGGGGGGCGGGGGUGGACUCGGGUUUGGACCCCAGGAUCCGAUCAGCGGACCCCUGAUUCAACGUGGGCUCCAGCGUGACAUGGCUGAAGCGCACCAGGCCGUGGGCUUCCGACCCUCGCUGACCUCGGACGGGGCUGAAGUGGAACUCAGUGCCCCUGUGCUGCAGGAGAUCUACCUCUCUGGCCUGCGCUCCUGGAAAAGGCAUCUCUCACGUUUCUGGAAUGACUUUCUCACCGGUGUGUCUCCUGCCAGCCCCCUCAGUUGGCUUUUCCUCUUCAGUGCCAUCCAGCUUGCCUGGUUCCUCCAGCUGGAUCCUUCCUUAGGACUGAUGGAGAAGAUCAAAGAGUUGCUGCCUGACUGGGGUGGACAACACCACGGGCUCCGGGGGGUCCUGGCAGCCGCGCUGUUUGCCUCGUGUUUGUGGGGAGCCCUGAUCUUCACACUGCACGUGGCCCUGAGGCUGCUUCUGUCCUACCACGGCUGGCUUCUUGAGCCCCACGGAGCCAUGUCCUCCCCCACCAAGACCUGGCUGGCCCUGGUCCGCAUCUUCUCUGGCCGCCACCCGAUGCUGUUCAGUUACCAGCGCUCCCUGCCACGCCAGCCCGUGCCCUCUGUGCAGGACACCGUGCGCAAGUACCUGGAGUCGGUCCGGCCCGUCCUCUCAGACGAGGACUUCGACUGGACCGCGGUCCUGGCGCAGGAAUUCCUGAGGCUGCAGGCGUCGCUGCUGCAGUGGUACCUGCGGCUCAAGUCCUGGUGGGCGUCCAAUUAUGUCAGUGACUGGUGGGAGGAAUUUGUGUACCUGCGCUCCCGAAAUCCGCUGAUGGUGAACAGCAAUUAUUACAUGAUGGACUUCCUGUAUGUCACACCCACACCUCUGCAGGCAGCUCGCGCUGGGAAUGCCGUCCAUGCCCUCCUCCUGUACCGCCACCGCCUGAACCGCCAGGAGAUACCCCCGACUUUGCUGAUGGGAAUGCGCCCCUUAUGCUCUGCCCAGUACGAGAAGAUCUUCAACACCACGCGGAUUCCAGGGGUCCAAAAAGACUACAUCCGCCACCUCCAUGACAGCCAACACGUGGCUGUCUUCCACCGGGGCCGAUUCUUCCGCAUGGGGACCCACUCCCGAAACAGCCUGCUUUCCCCGAGGGCCCUGGAGCAGCAGUUUCAGAGAAUCCUGGAUGAUCCCUCACCGGCCUGCCCCCACGAGGAACAUCUGGCAGCUCUGACAGCUGCUCCCAGGGGCACGUGGGCCCAGGUGCGGACAUCCCUGAAGACCCAGGCAGCGGAGGCCCUGGAGGCGGUGGAAGGGGCCGCUUUCUUUGUGUCACUGGAUGCUGAGCCCGCGGGGCUCACCAGGGAGGACCCGGCAGCAUCGUUGGAUGCCUACGCCCAUGCUCUGCUGGCCGGCCGGGGCCAUGACCGCUGGUUUGACAAAUCCUUCACCCUAAUCGUCUUCUCUAACGGGAAGCUGGGCCUCAGCGUGGAGCACUCCUGGGCCGACUGCCCCAUCUCAGGACACAUGUGGGAGUUCACUCUGGCUACAGAAUGCUUUCAGCUGGGCUACUCAACAGACGGCCACUGCAAGGGGCACCCGGACCCCACACUACCCCAGCCCCAGCGGCUGCAAUGGGACCUUCCAGACCAGAUCCACUCCUCCAUCUCUCUAGCCCUGAGGGGAGCCAAGAUCUUGUCUGAAAAUGUCGACUGCCAUGUCGUUCCAUUCUCCCUAUUUGGCAAGAGCUUCAUCCGACGCUGCCACCUCUCUUCAGACAGCUUCAUCCAGAUCGCCUUGCAACUGGCCCACUUCCGGGACAGGGGUCAAUUCUGCCUGACUUAUGAGUCGGCCAUGACUCGCUUAUUCCUGGAAGGCCGGACGGAGACGGUGCGGUCUUGCACGAGGGAGGCCUGCAACUUUGUGAGGGCCAUGGAGGACAAAGAGAAGACGGACCCACAGUGCCUCGCCCUGUUCCGCGUGGCAGUGGACAAGCACCAGGCUCUGCUGAAGGCAGCCAUGAGCGGGCAGGGAGUCGACCGCCACCUCUUUGCGCUGUACAUCGUGUCCCGAUUCCUCCACCUGCAGUCACCCUUCCUGACCCAGGUCCAUUCGGAGCAGUGGCAGCUGUCCACCAGCCAGAUCCCUGUUCAGCAAAUGCAUCUGUUUGACGUCCACAAUUACCCGGACUAUGUUUCCUCAGGCGGUGGAUUCGGGCCUGCUGAUGACCAUGGUUAUGGUGUUUCUUAUAUCUUCAUGGGGGAUGGAAUGAUCACCUUCCACAUCUCCAGCAAAAAAUCAAGCACAAAAACGGAUUCCCACAGGCUGGGGCAGCACAUUGAGGACGCACUGCUGGAUGUGGCCUCCCUGUUCCAGGCGGGACAGCAUUUUAAGCGCCGGUUCAGAGGGUCAGGGAAGGAGAACUCCAGGCACAGGUGUGGAUUUCUCUCCCGCCAGACUGGGGCCUCCAAGGCCUCAAUGACAUCCACCGACUUCUGACUCCUUCCACCAGGCAGCUGGCCUCUCCGAGGAAUAAGGGUGAAAUUGCCACAGCUGGCUGACACAGGACAGGGGCAACUGGUUUGGCAACCCCAUAUCCAGGCCAAUAAAGAUAUGUGAGCUGGG